This is a messenger RNA of Talpa occidentalis (Iberian mole), 1889 nucleotides long. It is a transcript of the gene RHEBL1, whose product is annotated as RHEB like 1. The transcript has 8 exons. Bases 13 to 564 code for a protein of 183 amino acids. Gene Ontology annotation, cellular component: plasma membrane. The record is from RefSeq and is a predicted model, not a curated record. Gene Ontology annotation, molecular function: GTP binding; GDP binding; GTPase activity. NCBI's taxonomy places the organism in Eukaryota, Metazoa, Chordata, Mammalia, Eulipotyphla, Talpidae. Gene Ontology annotation, biological process: small GTPase-mediated signal transduction.
GCCGGCGGCGCCAUGGCGCUCGUGCGCUACAGGAAGGUGGUCAUCCUGGGGUACCGCUCCGUAGGGAAGACAUCUUUGGCACAUCAGUUUGUGGAGGGCGAGUUCCUCGAAGGCUAUGACCCUACAGUGGAGAACACUUACAGCAAGAUAGUGACUCUUGGCAAAGAUGAGUUUCACCUACACCUGGUGGACACAGCAGGGCAGGAUGAGUACAGCAUUCUGCCCUACUCAUUCAUCAUUGGGGUCCACGGUUAUGUGCUUGUGUAUUCUGUCACCUCUCUGCAUAGCUUCCACGUCAUUGAGAAUCUGUACCAGAAGCUGCAUGAAGGUCAUGGGAAAACUCGGCUGCCAGUGGUGCUAGUGGGAAACAAGGCAGAUCUCUCACCAGAGAGGGAGGUCCAGGCAAUUGAAGGGAAGAAGCUGGCAGAGUCUUGGGGUGCAACAUUUAUGGAGUCAUCUGCUCGAGAGAAUCAGCUGACGCGAGGCAUCUUCUCCAAAGUCAUCCAGGAGAUUGCCCGGGUAGAGAAUUCCUAUGGACAAGAGCGCCACUGCAGUCUCAUGUGAUCCAUUCGGCAUAGAAUAGCUGUCUUGAUUUUGGACCUGGCACUUGCUAGGUUCCAGCAGGGGCAAAAACCACAAGACUUCAUGGUUAUGGUUUCUGGUGUGUCCCUGGCCCUCUGGGCAUACCCUCAUGUUGCACACUUUACCCAGGCUCCAGGAGUCUGGUUAUCAAUGUUUACAAAGGGGCAAGGAUGUCUCAUGGGCACUGACCUCUAACCCUAGAUGAGUUGUUAUAACCUGCAGGGUUGGAAUAUGAUUCUUGGGCAUUGUUUAUUUAGGACCCAGUCUCCUAUGUAGGUUUUGGGUGUGGUGGGUGAGAGGAGCUUGGAUACCCGAAGUGGAGCUGGCUCCCUAGGGUUGACAAUGUAUAUAUGCAAAUAAACUGAGGAAUCUUUUUUUUUUUUUUAAGAUUUAUUUAUUUAUGCAUACAAGAGCUGGGAUACAGGCCAGAGAUGCAGGGGGUGAGAGGAUUCACCAGAGACAGAGUGGGGAACAGAACAGGCAGACUGACUGAAAUACACUGCUGAGGGGAGCAAUGGGAGAGACAGGAGAGGUCUGCUUUGCCAUGUGGGUUUCUCCCUGGCCUGCUGGGGAUGGAGCUCGUGCUGCAGAGGCUGUGGAUUGCUUCAUAGUGCAGUGCUUAACCCCUUGCACCACCAGGGAGGCCCUAAAUUGAGGAAUCUUUUUAUCAUUUAUUUCUCUGCCUCUGGGGAGAGCUGUGGCCAAUAUCCUUGUUGAUGGCCUUUGAUGGAAAAUCAGGAUUAAUUCUUUCUUCCUACCUCAUUUCUAUUCCUUACUCCUCACUCACUCCGGAUAAUUGCCCUAACACUCACUUUUCUACUGGCUUCUUGCUAUAAUGUAAAGGUACCAGUUGGCUGCCACUCCCAUCCAAAUUUGUAGGGCUUCAAGGAUCCCCUUAACUACAGAAACACCACCCUCUAGUGGCCAGCUCCCACAUGUUGCCCUGGCGUCCAUCCUGGGGCCUUGGCAUUUGCUGGAACUGAGAGAGGGUAAGGUUUGGAGAGGAGGAAGGAUGCAUCUCAUUUCUAAUUGAGGAGUGGAGAGUCAGGGACUAAAGUGAAUUUGGCUUUCCCACAGUUAAGUAAGAAAUAAUGCCCCUGCUUUGUAUUAGUCUCCCUGCCCCUCCAUGUCUCUGGUGUCUUUCAUUAAAAUGGAUGUCUUUUGCUGUCUUUAUGCUUUUGGUAAUGACCUUUGCAUACCUUCCACACCUCUGGAGUUGUGCUACCUUUUUAAGGUAUUAAGCCCUUAAAAAUUGCUUCUGCCCUUCUUUAUUGAUCCAGCAGCUCAGUAGAAUGGAUGGAUGUGUC